This is a messenger RNA of Moneuplotes crassus, 861 nucleotides long. NCBI's taxonomy places the organism in Eukaryota, Ciliophora, Spirotrichea, Euplotida, Euplotidae. The record is from the annotation of a GenBank genome assembly.
GGCAAUAAUGGAUCAAGGUAUGUGUCAAUCCCUCCAACAAUGAUGAAUUGAUUAGGAGUCCAAUUCAGUAUUUAUAACUCAAACAGAAUCACUCUCAUACCCAGCACGGAGGAGGCAGAGAGUAUCCUGAACAAUGAUGAUUUGUUGAACAAAACGGAUAGUAUAUUUACCAACUCAGCUGUGAGAAAAAGGAUUAGUUAUAAGGGAAAUCAACAGGAAGACAAAUUUAUUAACAAUCCGACUAAAAAACCUAAAAUUAGAAAACAGUUAAACUUCAAAAACCUCAAUUCAAAGCAACUUCAAAAUUUAGAAAGCCUUAAGGCUACUGUGCUUAUGGGGAAAUCACUUUUAAAAUCACCAAGUCGCAAUAUCCCAAAGCGGGGUAUUAAGAGCAAAAAUAGCUUUAAAUAAGCUCCGGAAUCAUAUCCAAAAGAUGUCUAGAAAACACCACCUCCAAAAAACUUCCCUCCAGAAUCCUCAGCCCGAGCACCCGCACACAAAUAUCCUUCCCUUCAUGCCUGCGUCUGGAGUAAAACCCACUUAUUUCCACUCAAAAAUCUCCAAAAAAUCGCCGAAACUACAUUUUUCACACCAAAUCGCCCCUAGAACCCUCAAAAACUAGCCAUCAGCGUAUAAAAUCCCUCUCAAAUCCAAAAAUCCCUCUCCAAACAGCCUUGCUGAACCUGAUCACCCCAAAACACAAAUUUCCCCCUAAAACCCCUCUCUCCACCUCCAAGACCCCUGCCAGCCCAGUCAUCACGAAGAAAAGUACAAGUUUCUUUACUAGAGAAGCAAACCAGCAGAAGAUCUCUAAGGCCACUGAAGGAAAUUUCUUAUUGAAAUAAGGAAUUUUUAGGGAAA